CAAAGUUCCGGGGGGGAAGGGCGAGGCGAUGUUCGUAGGGGAUGAGGGGGCUAGUCGCUUUGGCUCCCGCCCCACGCGCUCACGGCGCCCUAUUUCCCACGACCCUCCCCCUCCGGGGAGCCUGCCUGGAUUCACGCCGUCCCGCUCGAGACCAGCAUCCUCUGCGCACCAAUUCUCCUCAUGAAAGCCUGUGCGGACCUCCAGAUCCUCACGGAGCUUGCUCCGAUUUAAAUUGUCUUGGCUCUCGUUCUCGCUAUUGUAGCCUUCCAUCAGCAACCAGGCCCUUUCGACAACUGUAAUCGCAGCGGCAACUUGUCUUUACUGAGCAAGGACGUGCAGGACACUUGAUCUGCUUCGUAUCCUGUGAGGAAGGUAUUAUUCUCAUUUUACAGAGAAGGAAACUGAGGCUGGGGGUCAUUUAAGUGACUAGUCCAAGUUCUAGCCAAGUGCUGAACUCUUUCAGGAUGCCAGCUGCUUCCCAAACCUUGCCUCUACAAGCCUUGUCUCUCUUAGCCCCCUGACAUCCACCUUAAACUUAAGCCAAACUGAACUACUCACCUCUCUUAAACGUUACCUGCCGGUGAGUGGACUCAUGACCCCAUGCACAAUGGGAUCGGACCCUUGCGACCCAUAGGGUUUUCAUUUGCUGAUUUUUGAAAGUAGAGCUCCAGGCCCUUCUUGCUAACCCUUCUUAGUCUGGAAGCUCCACUGAAUUGUGGCUAAGCAUCAUAGCAACACUGAUAGACAGCUGGUGGCUGUGCAGGAAGCGCGUUGGCCAGGAAUUCAGCCUAGGUCUCCCACGUGGAAGGCGAGACUUCUGCAACUGGACCACCACUGCCCCUCUCCUCUCCUAGACACCAGGAUUUGUCUUUGAGAAGCCUGUAUUCAGACUGCUUCUGAUCUCUGGAAUGCUCUCUCCUUUCUCUCCAUCAGCUCAAAUGCUACCAUCUUCACUCCCUGAAUCAGACAGGAGAUGCCAACACAGUCUCAAGUGUCCACCUGAUACAAGUAGCUCACACUUCAUCAACAUCUCUCUCCAACCUAUUGUCCAGUCCCUUCCAUGUCUGAUGAGUAGUCUUCGGGAAUGGUUCCUGUCCUGGGCCAACAGAAGGUUUCGGGACCAGGACUGCCGGGAUUCCUCUAGUCUCAGUCAGACCAUUAAGUCUGGUCUUUUUAUGAGAAUUUGGGGUCUGCAUCCCACUGAUCUCCUGCUCCCUCAGGGGUUCUCUGUUGUGCUCCCUGUCAGGGCAGUCAUCAGUUGUGGCCGGACACCAUCUAGUUCUUCUGGUCUCAGGAUGAUGUAAGUCUCUGGUUCAUGUGGCCCUUUCUGUCUCUUGGGCUCAUAGUUGUUGUGUGACCUUGGUGUUCUUCAUUCUCCUUUGACGAUCUACUUUUAAAAAGGAUCACAUCACUCCGGCCUCUAAUGGAAUACAGGGCACAGAGGGCAAGGAUGGUAGCUCUCCCUAGGGUGACCAACUUGUCCCAGUUUACCUGGGACGUCUCUGGUUUUAGCAUUGAAAAUCUCAUGCCUAGGAGCCUCCUCAGUCCCAGGCAAAGUGGGAUGAUUAGUCACCCUACACGGAGACCAGUAAUCCAAAUGAGAGAUGGUGGUGCUUGGACUAAAGUGGUAGUGAUGGAAAAGUAGUCAGACUCUGAGUAUAUUUUGAAAGCUGAGCCUAAAGAUUUUGCUAAUGGAGUGAAUGUGGGUGUGAGAGAAUGAACAGAGUCAAAGAUAACUUGAAAGAUUUUAGCAUGAACAACUGGGAGGACUGAGUUGGCAUUUAUGGAGAGGAGGAAGGCUGCAGUUGGAGUUUUAGAGGAUGAUCAGGAGUUUGGUUUUGGACAUGUUAGUUUGACAUAUUUAAUAGAUUGGCAAGGAGGCAUGUCAAGCAGGCUGUCGGGUACAUAAGUCUAGAGUUCAGAGUGGUCCUGAGCAGGCUGGAGAUACAAAGUUGGGAGUUGCCAGUGUUUAUAUGAAGUCAUGAGUCUGGAUGAGAUCACUGAGGGAAUGAAUGUAGAUGGAGGAUUGAGCCCUAGGACACUCUAGCAUUUAGAGAUCAGAGAAAAAAGGAGAAACCAGGAAAGGAGACUGAGAAGAGGAACCACAAGGUAGGACGUGAGCCAAGGGUAAGCAGAACCUGGAGAGAAAUUUAUUGUGAAUAUUGCCCCAAGUCACAUGCUCAGUGACUAUAAGAGGCAGUAAUUAAAUCGUGCCAAGAGGCCAAGCUAGGACCAGUAAUGUAUCCUACAGGGAGGUUAAUUUGGGCUUAACUAGGGAAGGGAUUUCUAACUGAGCUGCCCCUAAAUAGUUCAGACUGCCUCAGGAGGUGAAUAAGUCCCUGACUUAAGCAAGUCCUGGAGGGAUUAGUUGCUGAGUAGGGUAGAUCUACCCCGAGGACUCAAAUAUCUGAUGGGAGUUGGACUAAACAACUCUCAAAGUCCCUUCGAAUUAGAAGAUGAUGUGAUUCUGGGAAGUCAAUUGAAGUGACUAUCACAGAGUAAAGGUUGAGCUGAGCCUUGAAGGAUAAGCAGGUAUUCAGUGGGGAGGGGAGCGCCUGGGUGAGGGAGCAGCGUGAGUAAAACUCCACAGAUGUAAGUGGGGUUUCUAAAGGAGUCUGGCCUGGCCAGAAGGGAAAGACGUGUGAAGGAUGGGGAAAGAGAUGAGACUGGAAAGGAAUGUAUGGCCAGACGGUGCAGAUCUCCCACAGGGCCUGAUGUCCAGGAAACACUUGCCAAUACUUGUUGAAGGAAGGCAACCAAACAAAAGAGAGACUGGAGCCAAGGAAGGAGGUAUUGACUGCUUGGUUCCCUUGAGCAGGUUGUCUCCUGACAACUUGGUCAUAGACUUCUUGAGGGCAGGAAUUGCCAACACUGUGUGUUCCCUAUUCCACUGCCCACUGGGAAUAGUGUGUUCCCUAUUCCACUGCCCACUGGGGAUAAGUAUCCAUUAAUUCCUCCCUAAAGACCAGCUAUAUAGAUAAGCCCCUAAGGGAGCUAGGACCCUUUCCUGGGGGACUGCUUUGUGGGUUGACCAUAAGGGUUGGGGGCAGACAAUUCAGUGGCUGAGUCAGUCUGAUAGAAGCAGUAGAGAAAUACCAUAUCCAUGAGACCCUACUGGAUAAAGCUCCUUCCUUUUUUUUCCACCAAACCAGGGCCACUCUAUAAGCACUGCCCCCUGGAAUACCCGAUGCUCAGAACCCAGUGACCUCUCCCUUAGGGAACAAUGGGGCCUGGACAUUCUGGGGAGUCCCAUUGGCUGGACAAGGGCAGGUGGGUGAACGCUGUCUCCUCAGAGUCAACAGCUGGGUAUCAAGGCUCAACCUUAUGGAUUCCCCACGGGAGGACCUGAGCCUCCCUGGCGGUAAAUGCCCCUCCAAUUCCUGCCUCUUGCCUUGUGUCCUUGGGCUUGGGGGCAAUUAGGGAAGACCCUCUGCAUGGAUGGGGUGAUGGCUGCCUGCGUGGAGGAGUGAUAAGCGGUUAAGAUAUGGUUUCCUCUAGAAAACAAAUGAUUUCUUGAGGGCAGAGACCAUGUUUCUCAUCCCGACCAGAGGGAGUACUAUGAGUACUCCAGGCCCAUCACAGCUGAAUAGUAAAGGGGUGUGGUGGAAUGGUAUGAAAGAUUGGUGCCUCCUUAAACUGGUGAAUUUUUACCUCCUUGAUGGACCCUGCCCUUAGUGAGAUUUCUGUUUGAUGGAUUGGUUGGGUCUUGAGUUGGGAACCAGAGGUUUGCUUGUCUAAGCCUAGGUAGGCCAUGUCCCCUCUAUACCUAGUUUUCCUUUCUAUAGAGAGAUAAAGGUAGCCUCUAAGCUCCCUGGAAAUCUAGCUGUGAUUAAAUAAAAGAAUGAUGAGGUUAAGUCAAUGAGGGAAGGAAGGAAUGCACAGGGUGGUUAAGAGGAUGGAGUGAUUGAUGAAUGAGUUAAGUCAAGGAGAGGAACGCGAAACAGUUCAGGCUCCAAGCCAGAGGUAUCAGCCAGCCUGCCUCUUUUUCUUUCUUACUGUCUUAGUGUGGGUCUCAUUGUACUUUGGAUUCCUGGGGCUGUGUUCUUUGGUAACCGGCGGCUGCAUCCUCUUCCUGCACUGGAGGAAGAACUUGCGGCGAGAAGAGCGUGCCCAGGAGUGGGUGGAUGUGAUGAGAGCUGCCACGUUCACCUACAGCCCACUGUUGUAUUGGAUUAACAAGCGACGGCAGUAUGGCAUGAAUGCAGCCAUCAACAUGGGGCCUCCUCCUGCUGUCAGCAAGACUGAGACUGAGGCCCAGAAUCCAGAUCCUCUGUGGGAGUUGGAUGUCCCCAAGGGUAGCAGCCAUGCUGUCCAAGACAGUAGCCCCAAAGUGGGAGCCCCUGUCCCCAUGCAACCUGCACUGCAGCUGAUGCCACAACAGCCCCUAACCACCCCAAUACCGCAGCCUCAGGCCAACUCCCCACUUUCAAUUCCCAUCUUUGAGGAGGUGCCCUUUGCUCUGUCCCUAUGCAACCUACCCCCCAUGCUGAACCAUUCUGUCUCCUACCCUUUGGCCAUCUGUCCUGAGAGGAACACCCACUUCCAUUCCCUCCCCACAUUGGCCCAUGGUGACCACUGUGCCAAUGCCAAGCCUUUUGCUUCAGAACUGUAGGAUCCUCUCACUGAGAGUGGAAGCUGCAGGCAUUGGGGCAGAGUAGGAAAUGGAGCCAACCUCAGGGGGGCAGUAUCAUCACAGAGGUCAGUGCUCAUAUGGAUGUCAUGUUAAUGAAAGAUUAAAAAAAAAAGUCCAAGGCUCAUUUGUGUCUCAUUUGCUAUUAGAAGGGCAAUAUCCUUCCCCUCUUUGAUAAGGGCUCUUUGCAAACCAAACUGAAGGUCACUGAGUUUCACUAACCAGCACUGUGGGUGAGUGGGCUCAAUAUCCCUCCAGUAUUUAUUAAAGACCAAUAAUAUCAGCCAAGCUCUGGGCUAGGUACCCAAAAGAGCUGCUCUUCUGUGGGAUUUUAAGCACAGUUGCCACAAAAGUGCAAGCUGCUGAGGUUGCACAAUCUAUGGCAAUUCACAGUGGCCAUGUUGCAGGCAAACCAAGUUGUCAUGAAACUACCGCGUGAACU
Molecule: messenger RNA, 5072 nt
Organism: Loxodonta africana (African savanna elephant)
Lineage: Eukaryota; Metazoa; Chordata; Mammalia; Proboscidea; Elephantidae
Gene: TEX38
Product: testis expressed 38
Exons: 2
Coding region: 3908-4612 (234 amino acids)
Source: RefSeq, a predicted model, not a curated record